CAUUGUGACCAGACAAGAUACCGGGAUCCUUAAGCAGCACAAGAAUACCUUUACUAGCUAACCUUUAGCCACUAUCGAUGCUAUAAGGUUGUCAUCUGCUUUGGGGAUUUAAUCAUGACUAAACUAGGAAACUGGGACUUUGGACAACAGUUAUCCAUCUCAUGUUUAGAAAGUGAACCUGAUAACUCUACAUUAAACAGAUUCUUUAAAACCAAGAUUGAGGUUACUGUAACAUAAAUGCAAGCGUUUUCUGUGUGUCAUUUUGUUAUUAUUAUUAAAACCAUCUUAGAAUUAGACAAACACAAGCGACACAAAGCAUGAACUUGUCAAACCUCAACUUUAGCAUUCUACGCCGCUUACACUCUCUAAGAUAGCGACUUGCUAUUUUUGGAAAUAUUUAUAUAACAAAAACAAAUUUGCUCUUACGUUUCCCCCCAUAGACGGUUAAAAUCUCGUCCCCUUGUCACAAAGCCAGUAUCUCGUGAGCCGAACGCAUCGUCCUCCCCCAUGCAUGAAGCGGUUUGCAGAGCUCCUUCAGUGACAGACCGCUGCAUCGUAAAUGCAUAUAGGAGCUCUAUCACAGAUUCUUCCUCCCGGCUGCGCCUGGACUUUAUAACCAUCGCUGUUAUUUGCCAUUUUUUCUUUCAUUUGUUGCAAAUGAUCUUCUGGUUUUUUAAUGCACAAACACUUCUGGGUAUUCUGUACCUUCUUCUUAAAGUUACCCUAGUUGCACACUUCCUUCAGUCUGAGUAGGCUGCUUUUAAUAAUUAUAUAUUUUUUCCUGUGGUGUCAAGUUGUCCCUCACUUUAUUGUCUCGUUUUUUAUUUUUAUUGUUUUUAUCCAUGAGUCCACUGCGGGACAAGAAAGGUAAUUUGCAUUCUGUUUUGUCCUAUUUGUAAUUAUCAAGGCGUCUGCUGAUUAAAUACAGUAAAGGCUUGCCAUACAGUGCUCCCCCAGCAGGACGGGGUGGGUGUUGUAAAGCGCCGUCCAACACGUGAGGCUCGGCAGGGGCGGGGGCGGGGGAAUGCUGGGAGGGUGAGGAGUCUGAAAGCGCCGUCCAACACGUGAGGCUCAUGUGACGGAGGAGAGUCGGUUUCUCUGGCUGAGAGAGAAGGAGAGAGAGAGAGAGAGAGAGAGACGUGCCUGCAGUCACAGGGUUUAUUUAGCACGUAGUCCGUGACAAACCCACCCAGCUCUCACACAUCGCCGGGGCGUGGACCUUCCCUCUGCAUACUAACGAGCCCAGACCUCAGGGUGACAGCAUUCUAAACUGCGAUCAGCUUCAACCUAACAGCGGGAACUCACCGGAGGAAUCGUGUUACUUCUUAUUUUGAAUUUUUAUUUUUAUUUUUUUUGCUAUUCUUGAUUUUUUUUUUGUCUUCUUCUUCUUUUGUUUGUUUUGUUUUGUUGGAGCGUGCUUUUCAGUUUUUUCAGUUUUUUUCUCUCCCCCUUCCGUCAAUAAAGCGACAUGGAGCGGAUUACAAGUGCGCAACCACCUCCUUAUGUUCCGAAACACGCAUCAAUGGAUAUACCUGACAUGCAUCGACUGGAAUUUCCUAUUUUCAUGUGCAAAAGCAGGAGGGGUGUGAAGGGCAGGGAUGAAUGCAAGGAGACUUACAAGCUGCCCCACAGACUGAUUGAAAAGAAAAGACGCGACAGAAUAAAUGAAUGCAUCGCUCAGCUGAAGGACUUGUUGCCAGAACAUCUUAAGCUUACAACGCUGGGUCAUCUGGAGAAAGCCGUGGUGCUGGAACUCACGCUGAAGCACGUGAAAACCCUGAGCGCCGUGCUGGAGCAGCAGCAGCAGAAAAUAGUGGCGCUCCAGAAGGACUUGCAGAUCGGCGACCAUGUGGGAGACGGUGCCGAGAGCAGCGAGGAGAUGUUCCGCUCUGGCUUUCAUCUGUGCGCCAGAGAAGUCCUCCACUUCCUGGCCAAUCAGGAGACCAGCAGGGACCUGACCCCCUCGCACGUCAUCAGUCACAUCCAGAAGGUGGCGGCUGAAGUCCUGCACCAGGGAAGCGGCCCGCGGCCCGACGAGCCGGACAGGGCGGAGGAGCCCGCCGGACGGCCUUCGGCGUCGCCCGAGGCCCCCGCUAAGAACUGCGUCCCGGUCAUUCAGAGGACUUACCACCACGGGACAGGGGAGCAGAGCGGCAGCGACACAGACACUGACAGCGGCUACGGCGGAGAGCAUGACAAGCCGAAGGCCCAGUGGUCAGAGAGCCAUGGGAGGGAGGGCGAGAUGAAGGCCCCUUCAUCAGAGCGGACGGUGGGUGUGGUCAAACAGGAAGACGACGAGCCCCGGGCCAAGAGGUUAAGAGCAGACUCGGAGGAUGAGAUGCUCUCUUUCCACGCCCCAGGAGGUCCUGGCGGUUACAUGAACAUCUCCCCCAACUUCUUCCCCUUCUACCUCAUCCCCCCGUCGGCGGCGGCAGCGGCGUACCUCCCCAUGCUGGAGAAAUGCUGGUACCCUGGGGGCAUGCCCAUCAUGUACCCGGGUCUGGCCGGCUCCGCUGCAGGCCUGCCCCAGGAGACGCUGCCCUCGCCUCUGUUGAUGUCCCCACGGGUGCCGUCUCCGGCAGCCCACCGCAUCCCCAUGGACUCCCCCGCUCAGCACAAAGCUUUAAGGCAGGUCUCUCCUUUGAACUUGGAAACCAAAGACUGAGCAGCCGGUUCUCCCGUCUGCACCUCUCGCCCCACUGAAUGUUGAACAGAGGCUACAGUGUUGGCCCUCCGACACGCAGCUGCAAGUCGGCCCAUCAGAGCGGAACCCGUCGUGGUCGUCACUGUCGGGCAUCGGGCCUCGGACUGCUUUCGAGGCCUCUGCCCGAGAAUUUGUACAACCCUUUUAAACACUGUGAAGAUGGUCAGGUUAAAGAGCACACAAGAGAUUCUGAAGGUUCUUGUCUUGUUAUUGGCCUGCAGAAACGUCGUUUAAUGUCGCCCCAGAAUGUAACCCUCCCCAUCUCGGACAUAUCUUGUUGCACACCACUCUGUGUUGAAUGUAAAGAUGUAAAAGGAAGAAAACUCCUGUGCAUGCUGCUGUAGAUGGGCGAAUGUCAGGACGGCCCUCCCAGGGACAGCAACAAGCCAUUUGUAACGAUAAACCAGCACGUCCGGGUUGACGUCCCCCCCCCACCCUAACCCUCCUCUCCCCGUCUUCGUUUGUGGCGCCGCUGAAAAACGCGCGCAGGAAUUUGUAAAGCUCAGAGAAUUCAGGGUGUAGGCUGCCGUACCAGGUGCGUCAUUUAUCUCUGUCGAAGCGUGCUUUUAAGACCUAAUCUCUGACUCACAGCUGUGUUUUUUUUUUUUAUUAUUAUUUUUGUACACGUCCAGAUGGAGCGCCUGUGAAGUAACUUUUUGGUUUAGCCUUGUACAUCUCUAUAUUUGAUACGUGACCCGUCGGGCGUUUUUUUUUUUUUUUGUUUGUUUUUUUUGUUUGUGUACCUGCCGCAGGAAGGAUGAGGCAGCAGUUUGUGAGCUCGUGGUGCAGACGCACAUCUGAAGCUCGGUGCUUAGGUCCCGCUCUCGCCUCCUUCGCUCGUUGAACCCAAACUCCACCGCCGCGACAGGAGGCGCAAACAAAUUCGACGGCCGUCUUCAGCAAAAGAGCUCGAAUGUAAAGUUCGAAGACAU
This is a messenger RNA of Fundulus heteroclitus (mummichog), 3636 nucleotides long. RefSeq names its product basic helix-loop-helix family, member e40 (gene bhlhe40). The record is from RefSeq and is a predicted model, not a curated record. Lineage: Eukaryota; Metazoa; Chordata; Actinopteri; Cyprinodontiformes; Fundulidae. Gene Ontology annotation, molecular function: DNA-binding transcription factor activity, RNA polymerase II-specific; RNA polymerase II cis-regulatory region sequence-specific DNA binding; protein dimerization activity. Gene Ontology annotation, cellular component: nucleus. Gene Ontology annotation, biological process: regulation of transcription by RNA polymerase II; circadian regulation of gene expression; regulation of neurogenesis.